CUACGUAACAGUGUAUACUAGAUGUAAAAGGUUAUCGCUAGCCUUGGUCGACCUUGUCAUUGACUGGAAUAAUCUUUGCACCAAGAAGAAUUAUUCUAACGAGGUUUUUUUUCCUAGUGACAUUGAUACUUGACAAGGAGAAUGGAGAUCGUGGAGGAUUUCCCCAGGGACACAGGCUGGUCCUGGGUCGUUUUGUUGGCCUCAAUGACCACAUGUUUCCUGGAAAUGGGUACCUACAAAUGUUUUGGUAUUUACAUGAACGCGUAUCUGGAGGAAUUCAACACGUCAGUUACAGUUGUGUCAUUAAUCUCAGGAAUCUUCUCAAUUUCAUUUUGCAUAGCAGUUCUGCCGGUGACGGUUUUUGGAACAGAACGGUUCAGCUGUCGGACAAUGGUCAUCUACGGGGGCUGCGCCCUUUUUGUCGGGUAUAUCUUGAGCAGUAUUGCCCCUAGUAUUGAACUCGUGAUGCUGGCUCAAGGGGUUUUAGCAGCAAGUGGAUCGGCCUCUAUACAUCCACCAACUUUAAUCAUCCUAGGAAGAUAUUAUGAUAAAAGAAGAGGAUUUGCGAAUGGCUUAGCAGUAGCAGCCGGAAGUCUAGGAGGGAUGGUCACGCCAAUUGUGUUCACCAAGUUAAUGGAGGAAUAUUCCGUCAGGGGCGCUCUUCUCAUUCAGGCAGCUUUACUGUUUAACAUCGUGGCUGCUGCAUCCUUGUUCCGACCAACAGAACUCACCGCCAAGCUGUACCAGUGUGAACAGCAGAAAAAGGAACGAAAAGAGCAACGCGAAUUACUGAAACCACACAACAUUGAUGAUAAGGCUUCAAAUGGAAGUCUACUAGUGAAAGAAGUCCAAAAUGGCAUUGGCUACAUUGGCAAGGAGGAAAACGGACCUUUAGUUCCAAAUCAUAUACAUUCAGUCGAACAUAUUUCUGUAAGAGAAAUUCAUACUCCACGUUUAUCGUAUCUGAGAAAACCAAUGGAACAUCAUCAUAGUACAUCCACUGUGUCUCAAUUUAGCAGUAUCCAUAGUAUCAUGUCGCCAUCUAUAGCAGACCUCCAUUUAGCAUCAACAACAACACAAACAGAAUACGAAUCUGAUGAAAAAUGCUCGUGUAUGAAUACUUUUUUGAAAAUAAUGGAUGUUAGGAUGUUAAAGAAUAAGCUUGUAUCUUUGUUUACCGUUGUCUUCUGUGUGGGCUCUAUAGGAACCUGUCUUGGGGUCAUAUUUGUUGCCCCAUUAGCCCGGGAUCAGAAUCUCACAAAGGACGAAAUAGCAAUAACCACGGCUUUAGUCAGUGGAUCUGAAUUUGUAUUUCGGAUUUUCCUCGGAAUAUUUGCGGAUAUGAAUGUAGUUGAGAGAUACCGUAUUGUUCAAAUCUCUCUCUUUGGGACCGGUGCUGUUUUACUGUCUUCUGUUCUGAUUACGUCUUUCUGGCAGUUUACGAUCUUUAGUAUACUGUACGGGUUGUUUAGCGGACCCUUGAUCUCCAUGUAUGCACCUGUCUGUAUAGAUUUUGUAGGAUUAGAGAAGUUUCAUCGAGUGAUAGGAAUUUUGAUGUCCUUUCAAGGAAUUUCUCUCGGGGUGUUUGGACCCACAGUAGGUAUAAUGAGAGACUCUUUCGGUUCCUAUGUCCCAGCAUUCCAAAUGAUGGCAGCGCUCACAAUUUUUGGAGGGCUUCUUCUGUUCUUUGUUCCAUGUUUGCGCAAGCAAGAAACCUUACCAGAUGUUGUGGUUAACAAAGAUGAACUGAUACUCGAAAACAGUACUAAAGAAUAGGAUUCCGUGUUGUAAAACACGAAAAACGAUAUAUGUUGAUUUCUUUUUCUUUUAAGUACUUCAAUUUGUGUUCUUGCAAAAUACGUGUACAUUAUUUCAUGUUAAUUCUAUAUUUCUUUCUGAAUAAUGGAUUAUAAAAGCAAGUUCAAACAAAUUCAACGCUAUUACUCUGAAAAAAAUUCCUCUGAUAAUGAUACCUGUGUUUGACCAUGAAUUGGCACAAAUAAUUUUGUCGUGAAAUUUGAACAUAUCUUGACCGACACUAUUCACGACAAAUUCACGUGAGCCACUCAGAUCAUCCUGUCGUUUAUAUGAAAGGGGGUCAGACACCGUACUGGUAAACAUUUUCACGUGCUUAUGUUUGUAUAUGUUGAUGCAGCCUAUUUAAAAAAUUUGUUCUUGCUAAAAUGAUAUUAGUUUUAUUUGUAUUUAAAUACAAUGAGCUUGUUGUUGAAAUAUCAUGUUUGUCCUAGUUUUGCGAAAUUACAAUCACACUGCACUGUGUAUGUAAGCAGCAGUGUAAUCAGACUGUAUGUAAUUAUUAAAUUAAAACAUUUAAAAUAAAUUUGUCUUAAAACUUUAA
Messenger RNA from Saccostrea echinata, 2359 nucleotides. Its product is annotated as monocarboxylate transporter 8-like. Gene Ontology annotation, molecular function: monocarboxylic acid transmembrane transporter activity. NCBI's taxonomy places the organism in Eukaryota, Metazoa, Mollusca, Bivalvia, Ostreida, Ostreidae. The transcript is spliced from 5 exons. Gene Ontology annotation, biological process: monocarboxylic acid transport; transmembrane transport. The record is from RefSeq and is a predicted model, not a curated record. Bases 142 to 1776 code for a protein of 544 amino acids.